Messenger RNA from Scophthalmus maximus (turbot), 3423 nucleotides. RefSeq names its product protein arginine methyltransferase 9 (gene prmt9). NCBI's taxonomy places the organism in Eukaryota, Metazoa, Chordata, Actinopteri, Pleuronectiformes, Scophthalmidae. The record is from RefSeq and is a predicted model, not a curated record. The transcript has 13 exons. Gene Ontology annotation, biological process: peptidyl-arginine methylation. Gene Ontology annotation, molecular function: protein binding; protein-arginine omega-N monomethyltransferase activity. Bases 414 to 2954 code for a protein of 846 amino acids.
CUCGUUACUUGUUUGUGUCGGAGUAGUUUAGGCGCGCGGACACUGCGUCUGCCAGAAACGGUGGCUGAUGAACGAUUCUGAGCAAAAAUGUGAUUUACAGUUUAAAAAAAAUAAAAAAUAACAGUCAGGCUACAUCGUGAAAUAUCAACGGACUUGUUCAUCCCGUGACAUGCAGCUAAGCUGUCGCAGCGACUGUCGGAGCAGCUGUUCAUCAUGUGAGCUAACGUUAGCCUGCUGCCAGGACGAGGAGCGUGCACGAGGAUGCUAACGACUUCCUCGGACCGGACCGGGACGUUAACGUGCGUGUUUGUGGGAAUCACACACAUCGACGUGAUUAGAUCAGAUUAAACAAUCUAACGGUAUUAAUCUUCUCUGUCCGACACUCCAGUCUGUGACCUGAAACGACACCCAGGAUGCCUAAUGCCAGCGCAAGGCCGAAGCACAGCAGGAGGGCCAGGAGGCGACGCAGAGAGGACUCUGCCAGGAACGAGCUGGUCUCGAGUUCCCUGGAAAGUGCCCAGCAGUGCCUGUUCAGCCAGGAUUAUGGAACUGCGUUCGUGCACUACCUUCUGGUCCUCAACCUUGCACCUGUGUUUAAGGACUUAGCAAAGGAAUCCUUCAGGUUCACUCUCUUCAAAUGGGCAGAAGAGCUGGACUCCGUGGGUCGUAUUCAGGACCUCUUUGACUGUUACGAACAAGCGCUGGAAGUUUUCCCUGCUGACGAGGUCAUCCUAAACAGCAUGGGGGAACACCUGUUCAAGAUGGGCUUUAGAGACGAAGCUGCAGGUCAUUUCCACAAAGCCUUGAAGCUGAGGCCGGACUACCCGGAAGCCAGGGAGAACUUCUACCGUGUGGCCAACUGGCUGGUGGAGCGCUGGCAUUUCUUAAUGCUCAAUGACCGUCGGAGGAACCAGAAGUACCAGCAAGCCAUUCAGAAGGCUGUUCAGAGCGGCUGCAACACUGUACUUGACAUAGGUACUGGCACUGGGAUCCUUGGUAUGUGUGCUAAGAAGGCAGGGGCCGCUGAGGUUUACGCCUGCGAGCUGUCGAAGACGAUGUAUGAACUGGCCUGUGAAGUGGUGACUGCUAACGGAAUGGAUGGCAGCAUCAAGAUCGUCCAUAUGAAAUCUCUGGAGAUGGAAGUGCCAAAGGACAUCCCACACAGGGUGUCCUUGGUGGUGACAGAGACGGUAGAUGCAGGGUUGUUUGGAGAGGGCAUCAUGGAGAGUCUCAUUCAUGCCUGGCACCAUCUCCUGCUGCCUCCACAGAGAGGUGAGAAUGAAUUCAGAGAACCCUCCGCCACAGGACGGGUCAUCCCUGCUGGAGCCACUGUGUUUGGUAUGGCCGUCGAGUGCGCCGAGAUUCGCCGCCAUCACAGACUGUGUGUGUCAGAGGUGGGAGGUCUGUCCGUGGCUGCAGCAGGGGAGCUCCGCAGUCCAGUGAGCUGCAGCACUGAGCCGGAUGACUCCAUGGAGCCGUACACCACAGAGAGACUCAGCCGACUGCCGGGAGGAUACAAACCUCUCACUGAGCCCUUCACAGCUCUCAACAUAGAUUUCAAUAAUGUGCAGGAACUGGAGGGCCUGAGCUCCAGGGAGGUCCAGAAGCUCUGCCUGCCUGUCAGCCAGGAGGGGGAGCUGGACGCCCUGGCUGUGUGGUUCCAGCUCCACCUGGACGAGGAGAGCAGCCUGUCCACUGGACCCCAGGAGGACACCUGCUGGGAGCAAGCCAUCUACCCCGUCCACGAUGCCAAGGGUUUUGUCCUGAAAGCCGGGGACGAGCUGAUUGUUGAGGUCUCCUGCCGAGACGCCUACCUGAGGCUCUGCAGCGUCGCCGUGCUGAGAGACGGGCGUGAAAUCCGUCUGGACAAGCAUCACGACUCGGGAUUCUCUGGAAAUCCCGUCUCUGUCCCGAACCCAGAGGCGGAACUGUGCAGCGCAUUAGCAUGUCUCCAAACUGGCCAGAAUCUAACAAAAGACUUCUGCAUGCUGGAAUGUUCCGAAAUGGCGCUCCUGAACAAUCAGGAUUACCAUCGGAGUUUCUGCAGCGCAAUUGGAAAACUGAUCUCUCAGAUGAAGGUUAAAUGCCUAAACCAAGAGCAAGGAUCGACUGUUCAGUCGGACUGUAGUGACCUGCUUUACGUGCUGGACGUGUCGGAGGGCUUCUCGCUGCUCUCCCUCAUCGCUGCCAGCCACGGUCACGUAAAAGCCUUCAGCUCCGUGGAAAAGACCAAGCAACAGGAAGUGAUAAGGAGGCUGGCUCGCUCCAAUAAUAUCUCGGAGCAGCAUCUAGAGUUCUGGCUGAACCACACGGAGGACGAGCAGGGGAUGCUGAAGAGGCCGUCCAGGGAGAAGCUGUGGAGCGCCAUCAUACUGGACUGUGUGGAGACCUGUGGGCUGAUAAGACAGAAGCUGAUGGAGAAAGCUUCGCUGGCCAGGUGUCUGCUGGAGGAAGGAGGACGUAUUUUCCCAGAGCGGAUCGUGGUGUACGGCAUGUUGGUGGAGUCGGACAUGUUGCUGCUGGAGAGCGCGGUCCAGGGUCAGGAGCCGACGCUGGGAUUCAACAUCGCUCCCUUCAUCAACCAGUUCACUGUACCAGUCCAUGUGUUUCUGGACUUUUCCACACUGGAGUGCAGGCAUCUCAGUGAAACUGUGGAGCUCUUUGUACUGGACCUUAUGGACACCAACGCAAACUACACUAACAGAGAAGUCAAGGUCCAGGCUACAGCCGCAGGGAGACUAACAGCAGUUCCCUUCUGGUACCACAUCCACCUGGACCAGGAGAUCAGUGUGAGCACCCUCAACCAGAACUCUCACUGGAAGCAGGCGGCAGCCGUGCUGCAGCAGCCUCUGGAGGUACGAGCUGGAGACUGGGUCCUUCUAGCCGUGAAGCUUCACAAGAGCACCAUCUCCAUAUCGGCCCGCGUAGUCGAUGCACCGGGGCCAACUGAGUAACAACCUGGUUCUAGCUAAGCAACUAUUUUAUUUUUUUAUAUAUUUCAAGUUCCAUUUAGAUCCCAUGUCACAUGCUCGGUAGGGAAAUGCAUUACACACAACGCAUUCCUUCUGGUACUUAUUUAAUACCAGAAAGGGAUUUUCCUGUCAUUUGUCAUAAAUGUAAUACCAGUCUUCAAAUGUCCUUGUUUUCCCAAACAUACACAGGAUCUCUGUUCUGAGAUUCAGUAGAAACCUGCAUGACCCAAAACUGGUUCACCAGACUCAUGAAGAAUGUUCCAACAGUGAACAUUCAAGUCAUGUUUUUAUUUUUGUUUUUAAUCGUAUUAUUGAGUCAGAGGACGUUUAUAAUUUGUACUUAUAUAUAUAUAUAAUAUUUAAGUAUAUUAUAUAAAUGUCAUAUUUGUCUCUUCAUUGCAGUUGAUUUUGUAAAGAUGUUUGUGGGUGUCAAUAAAAAAAGAACAAUAAA